UAUGUUUUUGUACCUGUAGUCUCAAUUCUAGACUCUUUGACAAUUGAAAAUAUAUGACAAAAUAUUAUUGACGUUUGAAUAAGACAGGAAUAAUAAUUGAAGUUAAAAUAGUAGAAGUAAAUUUUAAAAGCUACUCGAGCUGUAUUUUCUCUAAACAGACUAAAAUUAUUAUACAUUAAAAAAAAUCUAGUGUCAGUUUAAAGUAAACGUAUUAUAUUUUAUUUUUAAAAUAUACGAAAUUUGAUAGAUUUUGAAGUUCUUAAAUAGUUCCCAUAUAGGUACUAAAAUUUUAGCCAAAGCGAUGUGUUGGCAAGAAAAACAAAUAGUACUUAAAACAUACAGCGCAUUUUAAUGUAGUAUAAGAGUGUGGUGGGUGGAGCGCAUGGGGCGCGGAGGACGCGUGCGGCUGGCGGUGGCGCUGGUCGUGGCUGCACUCCUGCUGUGGGCGUGGCGAGGCUCUGACCGGCAUGGACCUGUCACGAGCCUCUCGACGCGCGGUGUCGGCGCCCCAGUCGAGGGCCGCGAACUCCCACUUAUAUUCAUCGGUGGGGUACCCCGAUCGGGCACCACCUUGAUGCGAGCUAUGCUCGACGCUCAUCCUGAUGUCCGUUGCGGGCAGGAAACGCGAGUCGUGCCAAGAAUAUUGCAGAUGCGCCAGCACUGGAUGCGUUCCCAGAAGGAGAGUGUUCGGCUCGAACAGGCGGGGGUGUCGAAGGCGGUGCUCGAUAACGCGAUCGCAGCUUUCUGCUUGGAAGUGAUAGUGCGUCACGGCGAGCCCGCGCCGCGUCUGUGUAACAAGGAUCCUCUAGUUCUUAAGAUGGGCACCUAUGUGCUCGAACUUUUUCCUAAUGCUAAGUUUUUGUUUAUGGUGCGCGACGGCCGUGCCACUGUCCAUUCUAUAAUUACUCGAAAGGUAACGAUAACGGGGUUCGACCUGACGAGCUACCGGCAAUGUCUGAGCAAGUGGAACCAUGCGGUGGAGCUGAUGUACCAGCAGUGUAAGACACUGGGCCCCACACGCUGCCUGCUGGUGCGCUACGAGGCGCUAGUGCUGGCGCCCGAAACCACUAUGCGCCGAGUGCUGAGCUUCCUCGACCUGCCCUGGGACGACGCCGUGCUGCAUCACGAGCGAUACAUCAAUCAGCCUAACGGAGUCGCACUGUCCAAUGUGGAGAGAUCGUCGGACCAGGUGGUGCGUCCGGUGAACCUCGACGCGCUGGACAAGUGGGUGGGCCAGAUUCCGGCUGACGUGCGUGCCGACAUGGCGGAGCUGGCGCCCAUGCUGUCGGUGCUGGGCUACGACCCGUGGGCCAACCCGCCGCGCUACGCCGCCUCGCCUGACGUGUCGCCCGACCGGUCGCCAGACCAGUCGCCCGUCCAAGUCCCGAACGAUGAAUCUCCUCGAGCGCCUCAUCCGCCCUAAUAUAAAAACAUAAUUAUCUCCA
Molecule: messenger RNA, 1445 nt
Organism: Vanessa tameamea
Lineage: Eukaryota; Metazoa; Arthropoda; Insecta; Lepidoptera; Nymphalidae
Gene: Tpst
Product: Tyrosylprotein sulfotransferase
Exons: 4
Coding region: 383-1423 (346 amino acids)
Biological process (GO): peptidyl-tyrosine sulfation
Cellular component (GO): Golgi apparatus
Molecular function (GO): protein-tyrosine sulfotransferase activity
Source: RefSeq, a predicted model, not a curated record